Theobroma umbraticum is the source of this 1419-nucleotide messenger RNA. Its product is annotated as homeobox protein. NCBI's taxonomy places the organism in Eukaryota, Viridiplantae, Streptophyta, Magnoliopsida, Malvales, Malvaceae. The record is from RefSeq and is a predicted model, not a curated record.
CAAGGUAAAGUUGGUUGUUUGUGAUAGGUGGAUCUAUUCCAUUGCUUUAUCAGAUUUGGUUUGUUUUCAUUUCGUUCUUGUUGGUAGAACAGUUGGCUGUGGUUAAUGGGAAAAUGACCAGGACUUGGUUGUCAGUUGAUUUCUUUGUAUUUUUCUCACUUGCUUGUUAAUAGUAUAUGAUUUAGUAUUUACGCAGUGAAGCAAUAAUCAAACAGGAUGGACAAUUUUCUCAGUCAGUGUAUGCUAAUACUCUCUUUUGACUUGGAUGUGUAACAUCCAUGUUUAUAAGCUUUUCAAGAUUUUCCAAUCUCAUGCCGGUCGGGGACAUUGUUUCCCACCUGAUUUGAUGCUUGCCUCCUGGUGCUCGAUGUCGGUGGGAUCUAAGUUGGGUUUAUUAUAGUUUGUCACAAAAUCAUUAUCUUCUUAUAAGUUUUUCAAAAUCAUUUUAUUUAGUCAUUGAGAAUGAAGUACCUUAUUUCUUUUAAAGUACUUACUUCCAUGUGGAAUCGAAGUAUUUAUUUCUUUUGAAACUUGACAGGACACAGUGAUUCUAGUAAUGCUCACGUCGAUAUAAUUGUGUCCAGAUUGUUCACAUCCUUGACUUUGUGGUUGGUGAAGUGGCAUUGUGGCAACGGUCAAGAAAUUUGAACUAGCAAAAGGUGUAUAAGAAUCCGCUGCUGGGCAGCGCUUUAUCCUUCUGAAUCAUGUACUACUAUUUACAUAUAUUCCCACAUCUAUCGAGAAAAGCGGCUGAGCUAACUCAGUUCUCAGUCUCCAUUAAACCAUGAAAAUGUCCAAAGCUCUGAAGAAGCUCAAGUUCUGGUCACGCAAGAAGAGAAAAAGAAAGUCCCUCGGCCUAGAGCCUUCAUAUCCUGAUUCCUCCCAUUGUCAUUGCUGUUACUCGUGCGCCUCAACGCAGCCCUCAGCGCCACCGUUGCCAUCAUGGCUGCAGGCAGAGCUAACCCAAGAUGCCAUUCAUACGGCGGAUCAGGCUGAGCCAUUCCCAGUCCCAGAAUUGUCAUAUCCAACUCUGUUUCAGUGCCCGGCACCAGAAGAUACUGUAUCAGAAACAGAAAGCCAUCGUAGUCCCAUUUGUCCAGCUCCAUCCUAUCAGCAAUACAUGGAUCCGAAUCCCGUCUAUGGCCUGCCUGUGGUGCAGCAGGCAGGUAGAAGAGAGAGAUCGGCUGGGUUUUUCGGUUGUAUGAUUGAUUUUGGCGUCCAUCUAAUCCGAUGCUUCUGUCCAUGUUUCCGCAUCAGAGAAGAAAGUUCGCAGACAAUUGUGAAACCGUCAAUCUAACAAGUGUUCGUAAUUUAGAGACUAUAUUUAGUUUUGUAUAGCCGAACAUGAUAUGUGUGAUUUGUGAUCCCAUCUUUGCUGCUUCAUUUUCAUACAAUAAGAUACAUAUUAUUUUCUCUUUA